AAUCCAAAAUUGGUGGUGGACUCUAAGCAAAGGUUAUGAUUGCCCAACAAAUUGCUUUGCAAUCUCUUAAAAGCUUCUCUCACGGUUGUUGAAGAACAGAAAGCGGCUGCUCCUUCGUUAGGCAAAUCAAGCUCUUGAAGAUAGUUGGCUAACACGGAUUUCAAACGUUUGUACUGAUGUAGCGUUAGCAGCUCCAGAACUCAUCCGGAUUUCAGUCAGUAAUCCCAAAAAUCCAACUGGAUGCUGACAGUCAUUUGGGUGGGGCUGACGCGGAUGACAGUACAAGGGAGCAGAGCCCAGGGAUAAGCCAAACCGCACAGCAUCAGUUUAAAGCAACAAGGUCAGUGGGGUUGGUAAAGCCAUGACCAAGCCCGAGUCGAAGAAAAGCGGCGUGACCGCGAUCAACGUUACCGGCAAGUGCGCCACAUCCGCCGCCGAGCAGGUCAACAACGGUUCAGUCGAGCCGGACUGUCCGGAUCAAAGCACACAUAUCAAAUCUAAUGUGACGAAGCAGACUUCCAAGGAGAGCAUGCAUCGGAGAAACACGGAGUGUGAAGUAUAUGACGACGGGACCAACACCUUUUUCUGGCGAGCCCAUACUGUGACCGUGCUGUUCAUUCUUACCUGUGCUCUGGUCUACGUCACGCUGUUGGAAGAAACCCCCCAGGACACGGCCUACAACACUAAGAGGGGGAUUGUGGCAAGCAUUCUGGUGUUCCUCUGUUUUGGAGUGACACAAGCCAAAGAUGGACCCUUCACCAGACCACAUCCAGCUUACUGGAGGUUCUGGCUUUGUGUCACUGUCGUCUACGAGCUGUUCCUCAUCUUCAUCCUGUUCCAGACGGUGCAUGAUGGACGACAGUUCAUGAAGUACAUUGACCCCAAGCUUGGGGUACCGCUCCCUGAGCGGGACUAUGGAGGAAACUGCCUCAUUUACGAUCCAGGCAACACCACCGACCCCUUCCACAACAUCUGGGACAAGAUGGAUGGCUUUGUUCCAGCUCACUUCCUCGGAUGGUAUAUCAAGACUCUGAUGAUUCGGGAUUGGUGGAUGUGUAUGAUCAUCAGUGUCAUGUUUGAGUUCCUGGAAUACAGCCUGGAGCACCAGUUACCUAACUUCUCAGAGUGCUGGUGGGACCAUUGGAUCAUGGAUGUGUUGGUGUGUAACGGUCUGGGGAUCUACUGUGGCAUGAAGACCCUGGGCUGGUUGUCAAUGAAGCCCUACCAGUGGCAGGGCCUGUGGAACAUUCCUACAUACAAGGGGAAGAUUAAGCGUAUAGCAUUCCAGUUCACUCCGUACAGUUGGGUGAAGUUUGAGUGGAAGCCUGCUUCAAACCUUCGUCGCUGGCUUGCGGUGUUGGGCAUCAUCUUUAUGUUCCUCCUGGCGGAGCUGAACACCUUCUACCUGAAGUUUGUGUUGUGGAUGCCUCCUGAACACUACCUGGUGCUGCUCCGCCUGGUCUUCUUCGUCAAUGUAGGAGGGGUAGCCAUGAGGGAAAUCUACGACUUCAUGGAUGACCCGAAGUUUUACAAGAAGCUUGGCCAGCAGGCGUGGCUGGUGGCAGCAAUCACAGUGACCGAGUUCCUCAUAGUGGUCAAGUAUGACCCCAACACCAUCAUGCUGCCCAUCCCCUUCUUCAUCAUGCAGUGCUGGCUCUUAGGAAUCCUCCUCAUCUUUACCUGGACACUAUGGCGGUUUUUCAUCCGUGACAUCACGCUCCGUUAUAAAGAGACCCGACGACGCAAACAGGAAGUCCCCACGGACCGGGAGCGCCCACUGGGCAACGUGGGCACAGCCACCCCGUCCGGGCGGAGCAAACUCAACGGCAGCUCCGAGACGGUGCGGCAGAGGAAGUCCUGAGGGGGGCAACGCCAGUCUUAACCCGUCGGUCAGCAGCAAGGGAAGGGGAAAGGACAAGGUUUGAUUAGGAAAAAACGAGAAGACCGAAGGAGAGUGGUGACACAAAGAAACAUGUAGAGGCAAACCGAUGGACACACGUAUGUGCUGUGUAGACUUCUUUUGUGCCUACAUGAACCAAGUAGUCAUUCAACAGACGCAAGGGGGCAACUUUCAUCCGGUGCAUUGUCUAGUUUUUGUCUUACAGUACUACAUGGAUUUACCUCACAAAAUUUUUUUUUUAAGGAGCUUUUGGGGAAUUAUACACCGGACAAGAUACGUUGUUGUGUUAUUUAUACAUUACUUUGGAUGUUGGUUGACGAGGGGGAAAAGGAAAACGCUGAAUCAAAGAGAAGUAGUUCAAGGAGGGAUAUAGGUGACCAGGGAAGUAGCUAGACGUGUGACCAAUGAUCCAAUGACUGCAGUUUUCCAUUUUCUCAGCUGCACACUUUGUCUUAGAAAAAAAAGAGGUAAGCGUCAGAAACAUGUCCGCCGCUGUAAAUUAGCUUUGUGUUCUGUGAAGUCGCAUCAGUGCAGAUGAGAAAAGGGAGCGUAUUCGGAGCAGUAAUGAGGUGUAGGUAACUAAUGUUCAGAGCUUAAUAAUGAUAAUUGUUAAUAAUUGUCUGUUGAAUAAUGGUCUGUUUUUUUCUUUCUUUUUUUUUUUUUUUUUUUUUUUUACAGUUUAGAGUACUUUUUUCUUAGGUUUGAUUGCAGGCUCCUGAUAAUCACUACUUAUUUUACAUGUGGGAGACAAUAUCAGCUUUUCAUUUACAGUUCAAGGUUUUCAUUCCUGGAAGCAGUGGGAGUCGAGGUCCUUGUAACUGCUUCGCUCAAGCCUCUGUCCUUCAGGCUUGGUUCUUUAAAAAAUGACACGUUUUAUUUAAAAACAAAAUGACAAUAAUCGAGAUGUACCAUAUUCUAGUUAUUUAACUGCUGAUUAUACAUUAUAUGUGGGGUAGAGUUUGGGUGUUUUCUGUAGAUGUUUUGUUAUCACUACUGUUAUUUCACUAUAACACUAGAUUUUACUCAAGUUCAUUUUUGUGAAAUGAGGUACUGAGAAAUCUGCAGCACCCUAAUGAAAACACCCAUGACAAUCCUACUAUGAUACAAAGACGUGCUCCUCAGCUGUAACAGGCUCAACUGAUGGCUCAUUCAGUCCCAUCAGAAUGUGAAUUUAAUAUCUGAUUCCCUGAAUGCCUCAUGUUUUUAAAUGGAACUCUGAAAUUGUGUUAAAAUAUGUUCUGCAGUGUCUGAAUAAGCUGAAACUAAAUGAAAGCCAGCCUUAUCUUAAGAGGGGGAAAUGAUGGUUAAGGUUUAGUUGUGUUUUGGUUUGGGAAGCGAAGAUAACCAUCCUUUUCCGGCUCUGUGGGCUUGCCAUAUUGCACAUGCAACAAGCCAAAGCUUAGAUCCCAUUCUUGCUAAAGCCAUACAUGCCACUCAAACAGCUGUUUAAACCUCAUUUAGAUUUCUUUUCAUUUCAACUAAAGCAGAGUCCCAAAGCCAUCGGGAUCAGUCGUGUCAGCGUACAGUGUUUAUAUUACAAAAGGCAAAUUAUUAUUGAAACCAAAUUUACUUAUGUUAAAAAAAAUGGGGACCUUAACGCCCUUAUUUCUGUGACGAUGAUUGUUUCUCAGUCUAAAUAUGUUGAAUCAUCUCAGUAGUGUUUGACGUCCUCGUCAGUUAAAAAGUAGAGUUACAAAAUGUAGAGCGGUAUCGAUUAGUCGACUGAAAAUGAAUCUGCAACUAUUCUGACGAUCGAUUAAUCGUUUGUGAUUUAUUUUCAAGCAAAAAGGCCAAACAUUCUCUGGUAGCCGCUUCUCAACUGUGAUAAUUCUGCUUUUCUUUGUCUUAUGUGGUAGUAAACUAAAUAUAUUUAGGUUUUGGACUGUUGGGCGGACAAAACAAGGGCAACUAAAUGUAAAUGAUUCAACUCAUAAUGGCAAUUUUUUUCACGUUUUGCAGAAUAAUCUGCAGAUUAAUAGAUAAUCAAAAUAGUUGGAUACAACCUUAGUUAGACAUUCUGAACUUUCCAUAAUGCUACCAAAGAUAAGCUUUACACUGAAGUCCAACUGAAAAUAACACUAUGUAACCCACUUGUGUUCCACUCUGGUUGGAGAGUCACUGUUAAUAAAUGUCCGUCAGAAUAGUCUUUGUCCAGUUCAGGUAUUGUGGCUGUCAGAGAAUCAGCUGUAAAUGUCCGUGUCAGUGGUUACAUCCUACAUAGUUGAAGACAAAGUAGAAGACAUCUGUGAAUCUAGCUCCAGAUUAUCCUGUUGUAAACUAGGCUGGUGUUUAAUGAUACUAUAGUCAUUUUCUUGUGAAUGUAAUCCCGCAGAAUCUACUGUUCAAAUGAGAGGGUCUGUUCAUCAUCUAUCACUUUAUUUUGCUAUAAACACUGAACUGAAGUUUGCCAUCUCAGCAAGGCUCAUUCUCAUGCUUAUCCAGGCUCUAACCAUCUUUCACCCUCUUUUUUUUUUUUUUGAACACAGAUUACUGAGCAAAUUUAAAACCCUAAAAACAAUGUUUAGCCGAUAUGUCAACGUUUGUACUUAUCCCAUGCUGUUCUAAUUCAGUUGCUUGUGAACUUGGUAGAAGUUCAGGAAAGUUAGCUUUUUCCCCCCAUUUUUUUUUUUAAAUAAAGCUUUUUAGACAUGGGCUGGGGGUUCACACUAUACCUUUGCCCAUGCCUUGGAUUGGUUGAAGUGCUUUUGUUUGAAAUCUUUGAAGACCUACACCAACCCAAGUCAUGAAUUUGCACAUCAGCUCUGAAAUCACAAAAUAUUGAAUUUAGAAACUUUUUGAGCUGUGGAACAAAAUAGGAACUGGUCCCCAGAAAAAGGACUUCUGUUUUAGUUCACUUGCAGCCACAUGGGGGCAGUAGAUGUUCUGUUACUGCCUCUGCCCUGUGUUCUUGUCUACUUGACAAUGAUCAUUUGCAACUUGCUGUAAAAGUCAUUUUCAACUUGGUUUGUGCAAAUGUAAACAUGUUAAAGAUCAUAAAAACUGAAAUAUGCUGCUGCACCACCUACUUUUAUAAUGUUUUCAAUAAAAUCGACUGAAAACCUGAA
Molecule: messenger RNA, 4965 nt
Organism: Perca fluviatilis (European perch)
Lineage: Eukaryota; Metazoa; Chordata; Actinopteri; Perciformes; Percidae
Gene: ptdss2
Product: phosphatidylserine synthase 2
Exons: 14
Coding region: 362-1861 (499 amino acids)
Biological process (GO): phosphatidylserine biosynthetic process
Molecular function (GO): L-serine-phosphatidylethanolamine phosphatidyltransferase activity
Source: RefSeq, a predicted model, not a curated record